CCCUCUCUUUACAUUGGCCUCCGCGCGGGGUCUCCGGCGCCAGGACCUCUAUAUAAGCCCGCGGUGACCCAGCGCGCUGCCCUUCUCGCAAGCUGCAAGGUUUGCGCGCACCCAGAAAGGAGCAAGAGGCAGCGAGAGUGCUCCCGAAGAUGCCCGGCAGCCCGUCCAGGCGGCUGCUUCUCGCGCUGCUGAGCCUCUGCUUGGGGGCCGGAGUCCAGGGCGCCAAGGUCCCCGCGGAGAAGACCCGGAGGCAAGCCCAGCACAUCGUCCAGCCCCCGGUGCCGGCCGGCCAGAGCAAACCUGGCUGCUAUGAUAAUGGGCAGCACUAUCAGAUAAACCAGCAAUGGGAGCGCAUUUACCUGGGGAACACUCUGGUCUGUACCUGUUAUGGAGGGAGCAGAGGGUUCAACUGCGAGAGCAAGCCUGAGGCGGAAGAAACCUGCUUUGACAAAUACACUGGAGCUACAUAUCGAGUCGGGGAGACUUACGAACGACCGAAGGACUCCAUGAUCUGGGACUGUACUUGCAUUGGGGCUGGCCGUGGUAGAAUCAGCUGCACUAUUGCAAAUCGCUGUCAUGAAGGAGGUCAGUCUUACAAGAUUGGGGAUACCUGGAGAAGGCCUCAUGAGACAGGUGGCUACAUGUUGGAGUGCGUGUGUCUUGGCAACGGGAAGGGCGAAUGGACUUGCAAACCAGUUGCUGAGCGGUGCUACGAUAAUUCUGCUGGGACUUCCUAUGUUGUUGGAGAGAUCUGGGAGAAGCCCUAUCAGGGAUGGAUGAUGGUGGAUUGUACUUGCUUAGGAGAAGGCAGCGGACGCAUUACCUGCACUUCCAGAAACAGGUGCAAUGAUCAGGACACCAGAACAUCUUACAGAAUUGGAGAUACCUGGAGUAAGAAAGACAACAGAGGGAAUCUGCUUCAGUGCAUCUGCACAGGGAAUGGCAGAGGGGAAUGGAAGUGCGAGAGGCAUUCAUCUCUCCAAACCACAGGCAUAGGAACUGCGUCUGCUACCCUCACAGAUGUGCAAACGGCGCUCUACCAACCUCAGUCCCAGCCUACUCCAUAUGGGCACUGCAUGACUGACAACGGCAUGGUGUACUCUUGGGGAAUGCAAUGGCUGAAGACACAGGGGAGCCAGCAUAUGCUGUGUACUUGUCAGGGCAAUGGAGUCAGCUGCCAGGAAACAGCUGUGACCCAAACCUACGGUGGCAAUGCCAAUGGGGAACCUUGUGUCUUACCCUUCACCUAUAAUGGGAGGACUUUCUACUCCUGCACUUCUGAAGGCCGAACUGAUGGGACUCUGUGGUGCAGCACAACCUCCGACUUUGAUCAGGACAAGAAAUACUCUUUCUGCACAGAACAAAAUGUCCUGGUUCAGACACGUGGUGGUAACUCCAAUGGUGCCUUGUGCCACUUCCCUUUCCUCUACAACAACCAGAAUUACACUGAUUGCACUUCUGAGGGGCGGAGAGACAGUAUGAAGUGGUGUGGAACCACCCCAAACUAUGAUGCUGAUCAAAAAUUUGGAUUUUGUCCCAUGGCAGCUCAUGAGGAAAUCUGUACCACCAAUGAUGGAGUCAUGUACCGUGUUGGAGACCAGUGGGACAAACGGCAUGACAUGGGCCAUAUGAUGAGGUGCACUUGUAUGGGAAAUGGGCGUGGAGAGUGGACCUGCAUUGCUUAUUCUCAGCUUAGAGACCAGUGUAUAGUUGAUGGGGUCACCUAUGAUGUAAACCAGACCUUCCACAAACGCCAUGAGGAAGGACACAUGUUGAACUGUACAUGCUUUGGUCAAGGUCGGGGAAGAUGGAAAUGUGAUCCUGUUGACCAGUGCCAAGAUUCCGAAAGCCAGACCUUUUACCAGAUUGGGGAUUCAUGGGAGAAGCACGUCCAUGGUGUCAGAUAUCAGUGCUAUUGUUAUGGACGUGGUAUAGGAGAGUGGCACUGCCAGCCUUUGACUGCAUACACAGGUUCUACUGGCCCUGUCCAAGUUAUUAUCACAGAUGUCCCAAUUAAUCCUGAUUCUCAUCCUGUCCAGUGGGUCGCACCUGAAUCCUCUCACAUUUCCAAGUACAUCCUCCGAUGGAAACCAAAAAAUUCUAGAGUCAAGUGGAAAGAGGCCACCAUCCCAGGCUAUUACAAUUCUUACACUAUCUCAGGCCUGAAACCUGGUAUCGUUUAUGAGGGGCAGCUUAUUAGUGUUCAGCACUAUGGCCAGAGAGAAGUCACCCGUUUUGAAUUUACCACCUCUAGCACCACAGCUAUUUCAAGUACUCAUGUGAUAGGAGAAACAACAGCGCUUCCUUCUGUGGUUUCUAUCUCAGAAUCCAUCACAGAAAUUACAGCCAAUAGUUUUGUGGUUUCCUGGGUUUCCGCUUCAGCCACUGUCUCGGGAUUCCGUGUGGAAUAUGAACUGAGUGAAGAUGGGGAUAAGCCCAAGUACUUGGAUCUUCCAAGCACAGUCAAUUCAGUUAGUAUCUCCGACUUACUUCCGGGUCGCAAUUACAUCGUCAAGGUCUAUGAGGUCUCAGAAGAGGGAGAGCAGGAUUUAAUUCUGUCCACCACACAGACAACGGCACCCGAUGCUCCUCCCGAGCACCAUGUGGAAAAGGUUGAUGACACUUCAAUAGUCGUGAGCUGGAACAGACCAGAAGCUCCAAUCACAGGUUACCGAAUUGUCUAUACUCCAUCCGAGGAAGGCAGCAGUACAGAACUCAACCUACCAGAGUCUGCUACCUCGGUGACGCUCAGUGAUUUGAUGCCUGGUGUUCAAUACAAUAUUAGCAUUUAUGCUGUGGAAGAGAAUCAGGAGAGCUCUCCUAUUUUCAUUCAGAAGACAACCACAGGAGCGCCAGAGGAAGGUGUGAUUCCUUCACCCAAGGAUUUGCAGUUUGUGGAAGUCACAGAUGUCAAAAUCACCAUCAUGUGGACACCCCCUGAAAGUGCUGUGACCGGCUAUCGCGUAGAAGUGAUCCCAGUUAACCGCCCUGGUGAACAUGGUCAGAGGCUGCCCGUUACUAGGUAUUCGUUUGCUGAGGUCACAGAGCUUCUGCCUGGAACAACCUAUGUUUUCAAGGUCUAUGCCCUGGGACAAGGCACAGAAAGUGAGCCACUGACUGGAGAACAAACAACCAGACUGGAUGGCCCAACUAACCUGCGUUUUGUCAAUGAGACGGACUCUACUGUGCUGGUGACCUGGAGGCCCCCUCGUAGCCGCAUUGCAGGAUACCGGCUUACUGUGAGCCUCACAACAGGAGGGCAACCCAAAGAGUUCACUGUGGGGCCAUCAGUCACCAGAUACCAGCUGAGGAACUUGCAGCCUGGCUCUGAGUACACUGUGUCCCUGGUGGCUAUCAAAGGAGACCAGCAAAGCAACCCGGAAACAGGAAUCUUCACAACUUUACAGCCCUCAGGCACUGUUCCUCACUAUACCACUGAAGUGACAGAAACAUCUAUUGUUAUUACCUGGACACCAGCUCCAAGAAUUGGGUUUAAGCUGGGUGUGCGACCAAGCCAAGGUGGAGAAGCUCCAAGGGAGGUCAUCUCUGAGUCUGGGAGCAUUGUCAUCUCGGGUCUGACUCCUGGCGUGCAUUACGACUACACCAUCACAGUACUCAUGGAUGGUCAAGAGAGAAUCACACCCAUCACCAAGACAGUAGUUACACCUCUGUCACCACCAACCAACUUGGAACUUGAUUCCAACCCCAAAACUGGAAUCCUCACUGUCUCAUGGGACAGAAGCCCAUCUCCAGAUGUAACUGGAUACAGAAUUACUACCGUCCCUACAAAUGGACAACAAGGUUUCACUCUAGAGGAAGAAGUUGAUGCUGAACAGACAUCCUGCAUCUUUGAAAAUCUGAGUCCCGGAGUGGAAUACAAUGUCAGUGUUUACACAGUCAAAGAUGACCAGGAGAGCUCACCCAUCUUUGAAACCAUCACACAAGAGGUGCCCCACCUCACUGACUUAAGCUUUGUCGACGUAACUGAUACAAGCAUCGGCCUGAGGUGGACCCCACAAAAUGCCUCCACCAUUAUUGGCUACCGCAUCACAGUAGCUGCAGCAGGAGAAAGUGUCCCCAUUUCUGAAGAUUUUGUGGACUCUUCAGAGGGACACUAUACGGUCACAGGCUUGGAGCCGGGCAUUGAUUAUGAGAUCAGCGUAACCACACUCAUUAAUGGCGGAGAGAGUGCCCCUGCUACGCUGACUCAGCAAACUGCUGUCCCUCCUCCCACUGAUCUGCGUUUUACCAAUGUGGGCCCUGACACCAUAAGAGUAACUUGGACUCCACCAACAUCCAUUGAACUGACCAACUUCCUCGUUCGUUUCUCACCUGUGAAGAAAGAAGAGGAUGUUGCAGAGCUGUCUAUCUCACCAUCUGACAAUGCAGUGGUUUUAACAAAUCUUCUCCCUGGCACUGUGUAUUUGAUCAGGGUUUACAGUGUAUAUGAACAACGUGAGAGUAAACCUCUGAGCGGAGAGCAGAAAACAGGCCUUGAUUCCCCAACUGGGCUUGAUUUCUCAGAAAUAACAGCCCAUUCUUUCACCGUCCAUUGGAUUGCUCCCCGUGCCACCAUCACUGGCUACAAAAUACGCCAUUCCCUUGAGCAAGGGGGAGGCAGAUCCAAAGAAGUCCGCAUUGCUCCAUCUCGCAAUUCCAUCACACUCACUGACCUGGUUCCAGGGUCUGAAUAUGUGGUGAGCAUUUCUGCAUUCAACGGCAAAGAGGAGAGCUUGCCUUUGAUUGGACAGCAAAGUACAGUUUCUGACGUUCCAAGAGAUCUGCACGUCACUCCCACUGGGCCCACCAGCCUGGUCAUCACCUGGGAGGCUCCUGCCGUUACCGUCAGAUACUACAGGAUCACAUAUGGAGAAACAGGUGGCAGUGGGCCUGUUCAAGAGUUCACUGUACCUGGACACGUGUCCACUGCAACAAUCCCUGGACUUAAGCCUGGAACAGACUAUACCAUCACUGUGUAUGCAGUCACUGGACGUGGAGACAGUCCAGCCAGCAGCAAACCAGUCACUGUCGACUACAGAAUAGAGAUUGAUACGCCAUCCCAGCUACAAGUGACUGAUAUUCAGGACAGCAGCAUAACUGUGCGAUGGGAGCCUUCUUCUUCCCCAGUUACUGGUUACAGAGUGACAGCUGUUCCCAAAGAUAACCAUGGUCCCACAAAAACCAGAGUUCUCUCUGCAGAUCAAACUGAAGUUACAAUUGAUGGACUGCAACCUACAAUUGAGUAUGUAGUUAGUGUCUACGCCCAAGGUCAAAAUGGAGAAAGCCAGCCUCUGGUUGAGACAGCUGUCACAAACAUUGACCGCCCUAAAGGACUGACAUUCACUGAGGUGGAUGUCGAUUCCAUCAAAAUUGCUUGGGAAAGCCCACAGGGGCAAGUCACCAGGUACAGGGUGACCUACUCAACCCCUGAGGAUGGAAUCCAUGAGCUAUUGCCUGCUCCAGAUGGCGAAGACGACACUGCAGAGCUGCAUGGCCUCAGGCCUGGUUCUGAGUACACUGUCCGCAUCGUUGCCUUGCACAAUGGUUUGGAGAGCCUACCUCUGAUUGGGACCCAGUCCACAGCAAUCCCACCUCCUAUGAACCUGAAGUUUACUCAGGUUGCUCCAACCAGCCUGACAGUCACCUGGACUGCACCUAAUGUUCAGCUUACUGGAUACCGAAUCAGAGUGAACCCCAAGGAUAAGAACGGGCCAAUGAAAGAAAUCAACCUCUCUCCAGAUAGCACAUCUGCUGUUGUCUCGGGACUCAUGGUGGCAACCAAAUAUGAAGUCAGCAUCUAUGCUCUGAAGGACUCUCUGACCAGCAGACCUGCCCAGGGUGUAGUCACUACCCUAGAGAAUGUCAGCCCUCCCCGCAGGGCACGUGUCACAGAUGUCACAGAGAGGACCAUCACAAUCGUCUGGCGUACCAAGACUGAGACAAUCACUGGUUUCCAUAUUGAUGCUGUCCCAGCAAGUGGUCAAAAUCCUGUCCAACGAACAAUUGGCCCCGAUUUUAGAACCUACACGAUCACUGGCUUGCAGCCCGGCACCGACUACAAGAUUUACAUCUACACCCUGAACGGCAAUGCUCGCAGUUCCCCAGUAGUGAUUGAUGCUUCCACUGCCAUUGACGCCCCCUCCAACCUCCGCUUCCUUACAACCACAAGCAACUCCCUGCUGCUCACUUGGCAGCCACCCCGGGCCAAGAUCACAGGAUACAUCAUCAAGUAUGAGCAGGCUGGUGGGCAGCCUAGGGAGGUGCUUCCUCGUCCCCGCCCAGGCACUACAGAGGCCACUAUUACAGGUCUGGAGCCCGGAACAGAAUAUGUUAUCUAUGUAUUUGCUGUGAAGAAUAAUCAGAAGAGUGAACCAUUGAUUGGAAGAACAAAAACAGAUGAGCUUCCUCACCUAGUAACGCUGCCACACUCUGGCCAAGGUGUGUCAGAGAACCUGGAUGUGCCCAGCGCUGCGGAGAACACACCUUACCUCACCAACAACCCGCAUGAUAAUGGAAAUGGUAUCCAACUUCCAGGGACUUCUGGUCAGCAGCCUAUAUUGAGCAAGCCAGGCCAACAAGUCAUUGUGGAAGUAUAUGGGUCUCGGACCCCUACCACUGCCACCACCCCAGUGAGACGUAGGCCAAAUGUGCAGCCUGGAGACCUACCAGAUGUGGAUGAAAAUGUUUAUUAUCCCCACAACCUUCUGCCCAAGAAUAAUCACACGAGGCUCCAGGAAGCAGUUUCUCAGACAACCAUUUCUUGGACGCCCUAUUCAGAGAGCACGGAAUACAUUAUCUCUUGUCAACCUGUUGGUGCCGAGGAGGAGCCUGUAGAGCUCAGAGUUCCUGGCACAUCGUCAAGCGCUACACUUACUGGUCUUACUAGAGGUGCCACCUACAACAUCAUAGUGGAGGCAAUUAAAAAUAGGAGAAGGCACAAAGUCCUUGAAGAGGUGGUCACAGUGGGCAAUGCUGUUUCUGGAACAUCAAACCAACCAACAGAUGACUCAUGUUAUGAUACAUUCACUGGCUCCUUCUACUCUGUUGGGGAGGAAUGGGAAAGAAUGUCUGAAACUGGAUUUAAACUCUGGUGCCAGUGUUUAGGCCUUGGCAGUGGACACUUCAGAUGUGACUCUUCAAAGUGGUGUCACGACAAUGCUGUGAACUAUAAGAUUGGUGAGAAGUGGGACCGGCAAGGAGAGAAUGGACAGAUGAUGAGCUGCACUUGCCUUGGGAAUGGAAAGGGAGAAUUCAAAUGUGAACCUCAUGAAGCAACAUGCUAUGAUGAGGGCAAAAUGUACCAUGUAGGAGAGCAGUGGCAGAAGGAAUAUCUUGGGGCUAUCUGCUCCUGUACUUGCUAUGGAGGACAGCAGGGCUGGCGUUGUGACAAUUGUCGUAGGCCAGGUGCUGCGCUCUCACCUGAAGGUUCUCCUGGUCACACCUAUUCACAGUACUCACAGAGACAGCAACAAACUUCAAAUACUCAGAACGUCCACUGCCCGAUUGAGUGCUUCUACCCUUUGCAUCUACAAGCAGAGACGCAGAAUCGACGAGGAGACUAACACCAGCCAAGGAAAGUCUUUCUUGCCAAGACCAUCCGCUCUAGAAUGCUGCUAGAGGAAAGCAGGUCUGCUUAGGGUGGCCAGAGUGCCUUUCUCGGCUUUUGCUCAACUCACAGCUUCUCCAAGGGAGGCCACUCUUGGAGUGUCUCGAGACUUCUUUUCACAAAGGAUAGUUGUAUACUGUCUUGUCUUUUGCUCAGUGUUUCAAUACCAUUCAGUAUUUUCCCUGAAGACGACUCAUACUAACUCAUAAUUUGCUCAGCAACCAGUAUCCGUAAGGAGGCUCUCCUGCCAUAGGGAAUGAAUGAAAACCCAAAGUUCUAUGUUCAUCUAAUUGUGCAGCUACCAAUAGGGACUGCAAACCCCAUCACUGUGAUAUUUUAAAAUAUGCACAGUCCUAAUCUUUCUAAAUUAUCCUAAUUUCUUUCCCUAGCGGUAUGUUUGUAUCUCGUACUGUUAUUUAUCAACAUUGUUCUUCCUUUCCCUGCUCCCUUCCCUACCCCUCAGUGUGUUUUUUUUAACAGGAAAAUAUAUUAAAGACACUUAGUACACCAUGGACAGAGGAAUUUGGUAUAAUUAUGAUCAGUGAUUAUUUUUUAUACUGUAAGUGCCAAAGCUUUAACUACUGUGGGAGACAACUCUUUUAAUAAAAAGAUUUACAAUCCA
This is a messenger RNA of Lacerta agilis (Sand lizard), 8228 nucleotides long. It is a transcript of the gene FN1, whose product is annotated as fibronectin 1. Gene Ontology annotation, molecular function: integrin binding; proteoglycan binding. NCBI's taxonomy places the organism in Eukaryota, Metazoa, Chordata, Lepidosauria, Squamata, Lacertidae. The coding region runs from base 150 to 7562 and encodes 2470 amino acids. The record is from RefSeq and is a predicted model, not a curated record. Gene Ontology annotation, cellular component: extracellular region. Gene Ontology annotation, biological process: nervous system development; heart development; cell-substrate junction assembly. The transcript is spliced from 47 exons.